AUUCUGCGGAAACAAGAAGUUCGUCUUGACCUCAUUCACUCGUAAAUUACUUUUUGUUUUUUAGCCUGAAAUUUCAAAACUAUGGCAUUCAAAAGAGGAAUCUGAUAUUAUCGUCCAAACCCAGCCCAGGUUAAAGUCCUGAAUGAUUUUAAGAUGGCUGAACAAAGUCAGACCAAAGAAGAAGCACCAACCUGGCUGACUGAAUUACCGGCUGAGAUUAAGACCUGGACUAAAGACCAUGUCAGACAGUGGGCUCUUAACGAGAAUCUAGUGGACGCUGCUGUUGCAGAGAUCCUAUACGAUCAGCUCAUUGACGGGGCCAGCCUACUCUCGGUCAAAGAGUCAGACCUCUGGCUUAUAGGCAUUAAGUUGGGACCAAUAAAACACAUCCUUUGCAAGAGGGAUGAACUUGUGCUACUUAAGGCAAAGCAACUUGAGGAAAAUAAAGUUGUCAGUCAGUGCAAUCAGUGCAGAGCCUACCCUUUCAACAGAUGCCAUGAUGCCUACCGAUACACAGCGAACAGUAUACUUGAGGUGACCGAGACAGGUCCGUCACGUUAUAUUGAACCAUGCCACGAAUUCAAAGCCUUUAUCCACACAGAAGAGGCCAGUGCUGAGGAUAAAAUGAAGAAGUUUACCGAUGAGGCUCUCCGUUUCGCAGCAGCCUGCAUGAAUAGCCGCACCAACGGCACCAUUCAUUUUGGAGUGGGUGACUUACCGUGGUUCAAACAUGGAGAGAUUGUAGGAGUUUUUGUUCAGGACAAGGAAGCCUUUGUGAAUGGAUUGCACAAAGCUAUAGAGGGUCAUUUUGAACACAAACAUAUUGAGGCUGCAAAGAAAUGCAUUAAGCCACCUCGAUUUGUUCAGGUUCUCAACCGAGAUGCGACAUCCUCUGACAAGUAUGUGAUUGAGGUGGACAUAGUGGCAGCACAUCAGAUCUGUAAAGAGAAUAUCUAUCACAUCUACAAUGUCAACAAGCAAAAGGCAAGAAAAAAAGGGCAAAGCAUGGACAAGGACAAAGAAGAGGAGCGCAAGUUAUUCUUCAUCCGAGAUGGUCCCAGCAGCAAAGAUCUCCUGGCACAGCCCAGCCAGAAAGAAUACGAAAAAUUUGUUGAGAACAUCAAACAGCUAUCAGAGUUCAGAGGAGAAGCAGAGAAAAAGCAUUUCACUGAUGUGAAAGCAAGUGUCCAGGCAUCCAGGCUCAGUGAAAUGCUAACAGGUGGAUCUCAGUCCUUAGAUAAGUCCCACUUUGAGCGGUAUUUAUUGAUCACCAACAAAUCACAUGAUUUGCAGUUGGAAUCCCUUGAAUUUCUUCUUGAGAUGGAUCUGACUGCUGUGUUGGAUUUUGACCCAGAGUCUGAAAUAAAUGGACUGUGUAAGUUUUUUUCUGAGCAGCGGAGGAUAAAUACCCAUUUACCUAAGAAUUACAAGAUUACAGAGGCAGUCGAGAACAUAGCAGAAAAACUGAAACUUACAAAGAACACCAGUUGGGUGUUCUGCAAUGGAAAAACCAAAGUGGAGAUGCCUUCAGACCCAGAUAACUGGUUCACUGAAAAAGGAGCUUCUGUACGAGAUGUUGUUUCUUUCCUGUGUCGUAAGGAUGUACUUCCACACAAAAAAUUCCUGGUUGUCGUCUUGUUGUUAUCCAGUGUGAGUGACAGAAUGGACCCUUUGCUAGAGAGCUUCAGUAUGUUCUGUCAGGAGCUCCAAGGCACUGGACAGAUCCUGUGCAUCUGUGAGGAUGAGAGUGCCUUCACUUGCUGGAACAACCUAAUUAGAGCACGCAGGCUGAACAUCUCAGAAAGGUCUAUCUAUGAGCUCAGUCUGGCUGAGAUUAAUGGGACUAUACUGAGCCUGUGGUCAGACAACCGCAGGUCUAGCCGUUUCUUGCCCUCCGGGGGAGGCAGCAAGGUCCUCCUGAAAAAAAAGGCAGAGGAAUGCUUAGAUACCCUCAGCAUUCUCUGUGUCAAUCAGUGUGAAGGAGGCACUGAAGAGAGGGAAUCCCUGGAGGAGAGCUUCUAUAAAGGAGGUGAAGUGUCCUGGUGGAACUUCUAUUUCUGUGAGCAGCCGGGAUCCAUGCCGUUUAUCAAAAGAGACAAGUAUGACCUCAUUAAGGACGCAAUCAUUCCGCAACUGCGUUCCUUGAGGCAAGCCUGUGUGUUCUUCAACUUAAUGCAUUUCCCAGGCUGUGGGGGCACCACACUAGCAAAGCAUAUCUUGUGGUCACUGAAGGACACAUUUCGCUGCGCUGUUUUGAGGGACACAGCGGAUAACUUUGCUGAAGUUGCCAGACAAGUGGUUGAUCUACUGAUUUAUGAGUCCGCAGAACAUUCCACAAGGUUACCUGUGCUGCUGAUGAUGGAUGCAAUUGAAGAAUUGGAUGCUGUAUAUCGUCUGCAGAAGCGCAUUGAUGAAGAGAUUGUUAAGAGGGAUUGCAGUUCAAAUUGUGCACAAGUCAUACUGCUCAAUUGCAUGAGGACAGACUCCUUGGAUCAGACCGAAGCAACUAAGGACACUGUUUUCAUUGGCAAUAACCUUUCAGAGUCAGAACAGAAACUGUUCAAGGUGAAUCUGGGUCAAAUUGAGAAGACCUACAAGAAUGCAGUCACAUUCUAUGGUUUCAUGAUAAUGAAGACAAACUUCUCACAAGAAUACAUUCAGAGCAUUACCCAGAAUACACUCAAGAACUUCAACUUUGAAAGCAAACCUGCUCAGCUUUUUGCUGUGUUGACCCUGCUGACUGUGUACUGGAAACGUGCAGUGCUCUCUGUGUCUCUCUGUGAAGAUUUUCUGGGAAUGCAAAUUAAGCCGUUGUUUGCUUCCAAAAAGGUAGAGGAUGAGUUUGGAAAGUUCUCCGCAUUUCUGACCCGUUCCACGGUGGAAGCUAAGGUGGUCUAUCAGGCAAUGAAAGUCAUUCACCCCUCUAUAGCAAACUGCUGUUUGCAGGAAAUUACGACCACUUUCAAGGUGUCAAGAGCUAAGAUUUUGAAUAUGCUGUUGACUAAUAGUGCUUUUUUUGAAUGCACACAAGGGAAAGAUAAACUCAUGCAGGAUGUGCGCAACAUAUUGCUGAAACGGCAACACAUGGAGAAGGAAAGCAUGUUCUCUCCUGUAAUCCAUGCAAUUAUCAAGGACAAACCAGGGGAAGAAGAAAUGGUUCUGCAAAAUGCAGCAAAGUGCUUUGACAAAGAUGCUUUCAUUGCUCAGCUUCUUGCUAGGUACCAAUACCUGAAGAAGGAUUUCAGACAAGCAAAAGAGUGGGCUAGGAAAGCGAAAGGAAUUAAUCAGGAAAGCUCCUACAUUGCUGAUACAUCUGCACAAGUCAUUAAGCAUGAGCUGAAACAUGCCAUUAGGGAUAGCAAUAAAGACCCUAUGAGACCAGAAAAACUUAGGGACUGUCUAAAAAUGGCACGAUCUGCAAGAGAUGCCUUCAGGGAAACCAAAGAAAUUGCCGAGAAGGAGAUUGCAUUCAGAGCCAAAGUGAAGAGGUACAACAGCCCUUACAAUUUAGCUGGCUGUCUCGGAGAAAUCCAAGUAGCUGUGAUCAUCAUGGACAUUUUGGAAAAGGUCCCGGUUUUUGCUCCAUCUGAUCGUGUACAGAACAAUGUCUUGGAACAGGUACUCUCUGGAAAAAUUACAAUCAAGGAUGUUUCCAGGAAUGACAACAGGCAUGGUCAUUCACAGUACUACGGUGUGCUUGAAGAGUUUAGCGAUCUUAUUUGUGAACUUAAGAGCACCAUGAAAAAUCUCUUCUAUUUUUUUGAUGCCUUCUUUGUUAACUUAGGCCCAGAUGAACAAACGGAGAGAAAUGUGCAAAAGCUUGUCAUGUGUUGGAAUCGCUAUGCUGGAUUUUUCUGCAAAUCAGGUGUUGCCGAAUUUCAGAUGCAAGAAUUUCUGGAGGAGAACCAAGCUGACACUUGUUUGAGGCUUCUUGACAAGCUCUCAAAGGAGACCUCAGUCGAAACAAUGGAGAAAAUUGUGAGUACUUAUCAAUUAAAUCUGGAUAACAAAUCUCGGAAGGACUGGACGGUCAAGGACAGAGUCAAUUUCAUCUAUGCCAACAUUGUUCUUGUAAAUGUCAAGCCAACAUCACUAUACAUAAAGCGAUACACAACCCUCCUGGAUCUACUGUACAGUGUUCUCAGGGAUCCGGUCCCACACAAGGACAGCAUGGUAUUGCACUUCAUCGCAGUCGCUCUUUUGUGGCCUGGGCCAAAUCCUUUUGCAAAAGCUGAAAGCCUUUUGCCGAAUUUGGGAAGUUACAUCUCUCAGAUGAAGACAUCAUUCUGUAGCGAAAUGGAAUCUGUUUGCCACGGCAAGAAACCUGUGGUCCAUUUCUACUUGGGAAAGAAGCAAGGAUAUGCUCGCCUGGUCUACCGUGCAGAUGUUGAAAGGUUUGCUGGCCCACAGUCUGGUUCCCUGGGGGAAAAUGAAAUGUGGAGCCAUAAGGAAGUCCAGAACCUUCUUUGCAGAGCAACUGGAGUGGUGCAGAGAAACACCAUUUUAGCAGAUACGCCACACCGAGAUGUAAAGAUUGAGGUGAAUCCAGUGUACAAAAGCCAAUUGGGUGGAGGAGAAUGUAAAAGGGUAUCCUUCUUCAUUGGCUUCUCUAUGAAUGGUCCUCUCGCAUUCGAUGUAAAGUUUGAUUAGACUUCUGGCAGCCUUGUUCUGCCAGAUGAAUGGCAUUUUCCUGCCCGUCUAAAUUAAAACACUCUGCCUUUACCAGCCUGAAUCAGAAGAAUCACAUGAAAUAAGGUUUUUGAAAUCUGGGAGUCACUCCUCCGGAAAGAAUCCCCUCUCUGUUGCAGCACACAAUGUAUGAAUGUGUGGGACUAGUUUUAUUAUUGUUUUUUUAUUAUUGUUUUUGAUAUUUUGGUGCUAGAUAUGUUUAUUCAUUUUGCUCACUGCUGUGAAAUAAGUUUCAUGGUUGCACUGAAUAUUAAUCAAAUAGGCCCUUGUCCUUAUCUUUGUUGUACUCUUAGCACUUGAAGUUGCACUUCCCUCAAGGGUCUUACAGCACACUUGUUCCUGGUGAUGGGUAUGCACUUUUACACUUUGUUGUACAUCACUCUGUAUAAGAGCAUCUGCCAAACGGCAAUAAUGUAAUGUCAUGUAAAAGGUGACUGGCUGGCUGCUCUCUGAUAGCUGGAUUCCUGAAGCCCCCCCCCAAAAACCUCUAGCUCCCCCCACCCCCUGUCAGGUGUCCUGUCCAUAUAUAGCUUUAUUUUCUUUAUCUGGUUUUUAUUAAUGAUAAUGUAAUAGACAUAGCUUUGGAAAUAUGUGUUAUUUGGCUUGUGGUGCUUUCUUUUUUCUCAAUACAAAUUGUUGUCUGUUAGGUUAAAAUGACAUGCGUUGAUUAGGAAUUGGCCUUCUCUGUCUUUUUGCUGACAUCACACUUUCACACUUCUAUAAGUCAUUCCAUGCAACACCAUCUGCUGUUAAGUGAUUGUAAUGUUUCACAUCUAAUGUGAAUGUAUUCUGGAUGUCCAUCCAUUAAUUUAACCUGCUUAUCCUGAACAGGGUCACAGGGGUUGGAGCCUAUCCCAGCAUACAUUGGGCAGCCAGUCUCUCAUCUGACCAUUUUAAAAAUAAUUUUAUACAUUGUGGUUCUUUCAUUUUUUGUCAAUUUAUUGCUAACAUAUAUACAUUUAUUUUACAGUAAUAUACUUUUCUUUGCACUGUGCAAUAUGACACUAUUUUACAGUUCACAUUGUUUAAAUCUGAUCAUGUUUGUUAUUGCACUGGUGUCCAUCAGGAAACACACUUCUGUUACUGAAGAGGCACGCUGAAUCAACCUGUUUUUCACUGCUAUGCUCCAAGAUUUUAUCACAUUUUGCAUUAAUAAAAUAUUUUUAAGUA
Conger conger (European conger) is the source of this 5859-nucleotide messenger RNA. Its product is annotated as sterile alpha motif domain-containing protein 9-like. Lineage: Eukaryota; Metazoa; Chordata; Actinopteri; Anguilliformes; Congridae. The record is from RefSeq and is a predicted model, not a curated record. Gene Ontology annotation, cellular component: cytoplasm. The transcript has 3 exons. The coding region runs from base 154 to 4650 and encodes 1498 amino acids.